CUCUCAUCCUUUACACUUCCCCACAACACAAACAGGAUUUUUCUUCCCCUCUCUCGUUUCACUGUCAGAAAAAAAAACCUUUUCGAUUUUCCGCAGAAACGAUGGAUCGGAAUACCUGUUGUCUACUCGCUUUCGUCUGUCUAGUAGUAGCCACCGUCGGCGGCCAGUCUCCCGCCGCCGCACCAGCCGUCGCACCUACUGUAGCAGCUACUCCACCACCACCCACUGCAACCCCACCUCCGGCUUCAGCUCCCGUCUCAACUCCUCCGGCUGCGGCUCCAGUCUCCUCUCCCCCGGCUUCAGCUCCGGUUUCAACUCCUCCGGUCAGUACUCCGCCGCCGGCUGCGGCACCAGUGAGCACUCCUCCUCCUGCCGCGCCAGUGAGCGCACCACCGACACCCGCCCCAGUCCAGUCACCUCCAUCUCCAGCUCCCGUAGCGGCGACUCCACCGAUCGAGUCCUCUCCUCCGGCUCCGGCUUCCGCUCCACCCACCGAGCCGCCGGCUAAGGCGCCUGCUCCAAGCAAGAAGAAGAGCAAGAAGCACGGCGCACCCGCCCCUGCUCCAGAACUCUCCGGUCCACCCGCGCCUCCCGCCGGAGCUCCGGGACCCAGCGACGACUCCAUUUCUCCUAGCCCUACGUCACUCGCAGAUCAGAGCAAUGGUAGUGCAGAAAAAAUAACAACGGUGCAGAAGCUGCUUGGAAGCCUUGCAAUGGGAGUGGCCAUGUUUGUCUUCCUCUGCUAGACAACAUUUAGAUUCCUCUUUUUUUUGGGCUGAAAGUACUAUUCUACCCCUCCACUGCAGAUGCGGCCUUAAUUCGGACAGUUAACAUUAAACUUUUACAUUUCUUUUGUUUAUAAAUGUUUGUUGUUAUCGGAUCGGAUCUUUGUUGCGGGGCUGUGAUUCGGAUCCGCUUAGGGAUUUGCCACGUUUUGUCUCUCUCUCUCUCUCUCUUGUUUUCUUUUGGUAACUUCAGUGAGAGAGAGAGAGAGAGAGAGAGAGAGUGAGAUUCUGAUGGGGAGGCUUUUUCUACUUUUUUUUUUUAUUAUUCACUGCCAUUUUGGAUUCUUGCUUAGUUGAUUGAAUUUUAUUCUAUUGAUUGGCAUUUCUUAA
Erythranthe guttata (spotted monkey flower) is the source of this 1115-nucleotide messenger RNA. RefSeq lists its product as uncharacterized. Gene Ontology annotation, cellular component: plasma membrane. NCBI's taxonomy places the organism in Eukaryota, Viridiplantae, Streptophyta, Magnoliopsida, Lamiales, Phrymaceae. The record is from RefSeq and is a predicted model, not a curated record.